This is a messenger RNA of Spodoptera exigua (beet armyworm), 2823 nucleotides long. The record is from the annotation of a GenBank genome assembly. NCBI's taxonomy places the organism in Eukaryota, Metazoa, Arthropoda, Insecta, Lepidoptera, Noctuidae.
AUGAUGUCCACGGCUUCACAGAAUUUCAACCCAGAAAUAUAUCAAACUAGCCGGUUCCUGCCGAGCAACGAGGACUACCUGAUGACAUGGACUAUGUCAGCGGUGCUGAUCAACAUGUUCGGCCAGGGCCUGGUGCUGAGCUUCCCUUCUAGUCUACUGCCAGCCCUCAGCCAACCUGACUCCCCCAUCAAAGCUGACCUCCACACUGCAUCAUGGCUGGGGUCAAUAGUUGGCGUGGCUGGCAUCCCAGGAUUCUUCAUAUCCUCAUUCCUCAUGGAAAUGUUCGGGAGGAAAAUUACUCAUGCCCUUGUAAUAUUACCAGCCAUCGUGGGCUGGAUCAUGAUCUACUUCUGUCAAGACAUCACAGUUCUUAUGAUUGGAAGAUUUCUAGGUGGACUGUCUUCAGCAGCCACGGUGUCUUUGGGAGCUGUCGUUAUAGGAGAGUAUACCAGUCCUAAAUACAGAGGAGUCUUCUUGUAUCUCAAGAAUGCUUCCGUGUGCAUGGGAGCUAUGUUCAUUCAUAUUAUAAGCGGAUUUCUACAUUGGAGGACGAUAGCACUGGUAGCUGUAACUCCUCUCCUCUUUGCCUUUUUCGUGGUCUGCACGUGGCCUGAAAGCCCUGCCUGGCUACUCUCCAAACAGCAGUACGAUAAAAGCGAGAGAGCAUUCUACUGGCUCCGAGGAAACAACGAAGCCUCUCGCAGAGAAAUAGCUGAUACUAUCAAAGCUCAGAGAGAAAGAAUGACAAAACCAAAACUGACACUUAGUUACUGGGAGCAAACUAAGGACUUCCUCAAGAAAUUUACACAAAAAGACUUCGUGAAACCUGUCAUUAUAACGUUACUGGCAACCAUUGUGUUAGAAAUGAGUGGGAGGCAUAUAUUCCCUGCCUACCUCCUUCACAUCAUGUCCGAGAUGACCGGUGAGAAGUCUCAGUCGUUUUACUACACUCUUGGUUCUGAUGUCAUCAUCACAGCGAGUGCUCUAUUCGCCUCAAUCUUGGUGAAAAUGAUGAACAGGCGAACACUACUCUUCUCCACUGGAUUCGCGGCCUUUGGAGUAUUGAUGGCAGUCUGCACAUAUCUCUUCUUGGAAGCCAAAGGCAUAAUACCAGGUGGACGAUCCUGGAUACCUAUGUCUUUGUUGAUAGUAUACUUCGUGCUUGCCAACUUGGGCUGUGCACCAAUACCCUUAGCUUUAGUAGGAGAAGUGUUUCCUUUAUCUCACAGAGGCGCAGGAUUAGCUCUAUCUGGAGUUUGGAUAUCCUUGGGAUUAAUAGUAGGACUAAAAUCAACUCCACAUUUAAUAGAUAGUAUUAAAGUCUAUGGGUUUUUUGCCGUGUAUGGUAUAAUCAUGGCGGUCUCUCUUGUUAUACUCUAUUUUAUAAUGCCAGAAACCAAAGAUAAGACUCUUCAAGAAAUUGAAAAUUACUUUAACUAUGGAAGGUUCACAAAUGUGGAUGAUGAUGAUGAGGAAGCGAAUACUAAAAUGAUUAAUUACAACGCAUUUGUAACUCACAUACUGCCCAUUGACGGCGCCAACAACUUACCAACUUCUGCUUCUGUGCCAUUCUACCCAUGUAAAAGAUUAUUAUUUAACGCAUGGACGCUGUCAGCGGUCUGGACCAACAUGAUCGGGCAGGGCAUGAUGCUCAGCUACACCACCAGCCUCUUGCCUGGUCUGCAGGAUCCUGGCUCUCCUAUCAAAGCUGAUCUACAUACAGCAUCAUGGUUGGCGUCAUCAGUUGGUAUCUCCGGAAUCCCAGGAUUCCUUAUAUCAUCCUACCUAAUGGAUGCAUAUGGUCGAAAAAUGUCCCACGCUGCUGCGAUACUACCAGGGAUUAUUGGGUGGCUCUGCAUAUACCUCGCUCGAGGCAUCCCAGCGCUCAUGAUUGGAAGAAUUCUAGGCGGCAUGACAGCUGGCGCCACUGUCUCUUUAGGAGCCAUCGUCAUAGGAGAAUACUCAGACCCCAAGUAUCGAGGAGUCUUCCUAAAUCUUAAAACUGCAUCAGUAUGUCUAGGAGGAAUGAUUGUCCAUAUUGUUGGCCAUUUUUUACAUUGGAGAACGGUAGCGCUGAUCGCUCUAAUACCAUAUUUACUAUCCUUGUUGGUCAUCUAUACAUGGCCCGAAAGUCCAGCGUGGUUGGCGUCAAGAGGACAGUUUCAGAAAAGUGAGGAUUCCUUCUAUUGGUUAAGGGGGAAAUCAGAAGCAUCCUACAAUGAAAUGGAGGAAUUAAUCAAAGCCCAAAUGGAACAGAGAUCGAGACCAGCGGAGAAUAAAACUUGCAGUGAUAAUAUCGUUAGUUACUUUCAAAGAUUUGGCCAAAAAGACUUUCUCAAACCACUGUUUAUUAUCUUCAUGAGCUCUAUAGUUCUAGAAACUAGUGGCAGACACUGGUUCCCUGCGUACGCAUUGCAAAUUAUUGGAGAAGUGACUGGGAAUAAGUCUCAGUCCUUCUACUACACCCUGGGUAUUGAUUUGAUCAUCACAUGCAGUGCCGUCUCUUCGUCCAUACUUGUCAAGGUUAUGAAGCGAAGGACUUUACUCUUCUCCACCGGCUUCUCUGCCUGUGUGGUGAUGAUGGCAGCUUGUAUUUACCUGUUUUUAGGAGCACAAGGUAAAGACUGCCACUUUAUGGAUAUCAUUGAAGAGGGUUCAUUGGAGCACCGUAGUGGAUCUGGCAGAAGACGUGAUAUUGACUCAGACCAGCUUCAACUUAUGGGGCAAGGUUAUGAGGAAAAUUACUGGAGCAUUGUCAUCUUCAGUGAUGCAAACAGUGAAAACUACAUAGAUGUGCUGAAAGACGUCAUGAAGAUGUGCUAG